Hibiscus syriacus is the source of this 1905-nucleotide messenger RNA. RefSeq names its product cystathionine gamma-synthase 1, chloroplastic-like. The record is from RefSeq and is a predicted model, not a curated record. NCBI's taxonomy places the organism in Eukaryota, Viridiplantae, Streptophyta, Magnoliopsida, Malvales, Malvaceae. Bases 48 to 1742 code for a protein of 564 amino acids. Gene Ontology annotation, molecular function: pyridoxal phosphate binding; cystathionine gamma-synthase activity. Gene Ontology annotation, cellular component: chloroplast. Gene Ontology annotation, biological process: transsulfuration. The transcript is spliced from 11 exons.
AGAAGCCGCGGAAAGGAGAGAAAUUUCUUUUUUCGUAAAAAAAAAAAAUGGCGGUCUCCUCAUCUUCAUUUUCUCCUAGGGUUUUUAAUGCCUAUUCUUCAUUUGAGUGCCGUCCGGAUCCCGACUUCUCUGGUGCGCCGAUCGGUGACAAGCCUCGUGUUUCGUGCAGCCGAAGGGUGACGGCGUCGUCGCUUUAUGCCGGAGGUGUCAGUACACGUGGUUUGUCGUCUCUGAUCUUUCGUUUCCCGCCGAAUUUCGUGCGUCAGCUCAGCAUCAAGGCUCGACGCAACUGUAGCAAUAUCGGUGUCGCGCAAAUCGUCGCUGCUUCGUGGUCGAAUGGUCCCGCUUCGGAUUCCCCCUCCCCGGCGGCUGCUGCAGCCGCCGCCGCCGUCACUGUCAAUGAUGACGUGACGAAUGUAGAAGAUUGUACUGACAACCGUAGUGUACAGAUUGGAGGUUCAGAUAAUUCAGCGACAUCGUUUUUGCGCUCCGAUGGGAGCAUCACUGUUCAUGCUGGUGAAAGAUUAGGUCGCGGUAUUGUUACUGAUGCAAUUACCACUCCAGUGGUUAAUACUUCCGCUUACUUCUUUAAGAAAACUCAGGAGCUUAUUGACUUCAAGGAGAAACGCCAUACAAGUUUUGAAUAUGGGCGGUAUGGAAAUCCAACCACAGUGGUUGCAGAGGAGAAGAUAAGUGCACUUGAGGGAGCUGAGUCGACCCUGAUUAUGGCAUCUGGUAUGUGUGCUAGCACGGUCAUGUUGAUGGCAUUAGUCCCUGCUGGGGGACAUAUGGUGACAACAACAGAUUGCUACCGGAAAACUAGGAUAUUCAUUGAGAACUUUCUGCCUAAAAUGGGAAUCUCGGUUACUGUUAUUGAUCCAGCAGAUGUGGAUGGCCUGGAGGCUGCACUCAACAAGAACAAAGUUUCUCUUUUCUUUACCGAGUCUCCAACAAAUCCUUUCCUCAGAUGUGUUGACAUAGAAAGAGUUUCAAAGCUGUGUCACAGCAAAGGAGCACUUGUCUGCAUUGAUGGUACCUUCGCUACACCUCUUAACCAGAAGGCCCUGGCCCUUGGUGCUGAUCUUGUUUUGCACUCUGCUACAAAAUUCAUUGGUGGCCAUAAUGAUGUUCUUGCUGGUUGCAUAAGUGGUCCAGAGAAGCUGAUUACUGAAAUUCGUACUUUGCAUCAUAUUUUGGGUGGUACACUCAACCCGGUGAGUUGUCCUUACCUGAAUCUUGAUCAAGUAAUUUUGCAUUGUCUAUCAUGUUUUUGUCUAAACGUACAUGCUUAUUUUAAUGCCGCUUACCUAAUCAUCAGAGGCAUGAAGACGCUGCAUCUUCGUGUAAAGCAACAGAAUUCAACAGCAUUAAGGAUGGCCAAAGUUUUAGAGGCACAUCCUAGGGUGAGACGAGUCUAUUAUCCAGGCUUGCCAAGUCAUCCAGAACAUGAAAUUGCCAAGCAGCAAAUGACUGGCUUUGGUGGUGUGGUCAGUUUUGAGGUGGAUGGAGAUUUGAUGACCACCAGCAAGUUUGUUGAUGCAUUAAGGAUUCCAUACAUUGCUCCAUCCUUUGGUGGUUGUGAGAGCAUUGUCGAUCAGCCGGCUAUUAUGUCCUAUUGGGAUCUUAGCCAAGCGGAGAGGCGCAAGUACGGGAUUGAAGAUAACUUGGUUCGUUUCAGCUUCGGAGUUGAAGACUUUCAAGAUUUGAAGGCUGAUGUACAGCAGGCAUUGGAUAGCAUAUAAUGCCGCGCAUCGCAGUUUCCUAGACCCCUUCCAUUUUGGGUUUAGGUUUAAAUGAGCAAGUUAUUUUGUUGUUUCAAUUGGCGUUGAAGUUCUCUGGCGUUGAAUUCCCCAAUCAAUAAUUUGGAACUUCGUUAAUGGGGGGAUUGAUUUUCUAUUAUAUGAA